AUGUCUGCUCCGACUACCUCCAACACGAAGGGGGUUGUUCCCAAGAAGGAUGAUGAAUCUCCACCUCAUCAAAUCGGAUUAGUCCUCGACUCCGAGGUAAUCCGCAUCACGGCUGGUGAAGACAAGCCAACCUUCUAUGUCCACCGUGCGGUCUUGGAAAAAUCCGACUCGCCCAUCCUAAAGCAGGUCAUCUCAGGUAAAUUCAAAGAAGGCCGAGGCGAGAAUGGGUUGGAUUGGAGCUCUGAAGAUCCAGAGACCGUUCGUCGAUUUUUGACGUACCUCUACUCUGGUGACUACUACGUUCCCAAGCCUGAGCUUAAAAGGUCCGCCGAUGAGCUCCAGAACGGUGUUGAAUCGGGCUCCGGGACAGCUCAAGCUGGCAACGCUACCGAACAAGGAAAGAAAUCCAAGACUGAUCCGGAUGAACAAGGUGUUGAACAAACCGGAGCUAUUGUUCGUCCAUUGACACCUGUCCAAUACCAUCUUGAGCACAUUCGUCUUCCAACUUGGAGACAGAAUACCGAUGCCGGAGAUCUCGAGCAUACUCCACGCGCCGGGAAAGAGUUCGCAUUCGGCGAGGCCAUGCUUGCUCAUGCUCGCCUCUACGUCUUCGCCCAAUACCAUCUCCUUAAACCGCUUGAAGUUCUCACUCUCCAACGUUUGACUCAAGUGAUGGUUCUCGCUGAGACCCACUCCCACAACCUCGAGGCUGACAUUCUCCCCAUCGUCGAGUACACCUACCAUGCUGAUGAUUUGAAUCGCCCAGGAGACCUCUGCGAACUUGUCUCGCAAUUCGUAGCCAUCCACUUCCAUCGUUUCGAGGGAGAGGAAUUUUACGAAAUCUUGGAAGCUGGAGGUGGCUUUGUUCGAGACGUCUGCUCUAAACUGGGGCGUCAGUUGAUGGCUAAUGAGUUGAAGUCUAGUGGAGGGCGAGGAAGAGUCGCCCAAAAGGCCUAUGGGAAGGCGGGGAAGUUGAAUCGUGUUCACCCACCCGGACCAUGUUCGGUUGGACCCGUCCUCGACAGUAUCGACUUCCCCCUAAUGUUCGCCCACCUGCUCUUCCGGAGAGUAUUGCACAAUGGUACAGUAUCCUCGAUAAUCAACAUGGAUGGUGAAUAA
Orbilia oligospora ATCC 24927 is the source of this 1119-nucleotide messenger RNA. RefSeq lists its product as uncharacterized. NCBI's taxonomy places the organism in Eukaryota, Fungi, Ascomycota, Orbiliomycetes, Orbiliales, Orbiliaceae. Gene Ontology annotation, molecular function: protein binding. The transcript is spliced from 3 exons. The record is from RefSeq and is a predicted model, not a curated record. The coding region runs from base 1 to 1119 and encodes 372 amino acids.